CUGAGGGCAGUGCCGGGCGCGGCGCCGCCGAGGAGCCUUUCCCCUGCCCUUCUCCUUCUCCCUCAGGGGCUGCUCCGCCCUCCUCCUCCUCCUCCUGCUGCUGCUCCCGGGGGCAGCCCCAGGUGGUGGCCGCGCCGGCGGCACCAUGUGAGGCGGCGGGGCUGCCGCCGCGCCUCCCGCUGCCAUGAGGGGAGGGGACGCGGGGCUGCGCCCACGCCGCCCACAGGUACGGCCCGGCCGGCAGCGGCUGCUGCUGAGGCUGCUGCUGCGCCUCCUCCUCAGCGGCGCCCUCCUCAGCGGCGCCGGGGUGGCGGCGCUCGGAGACUUCGCAGGUUACCUAACCAAACUUCUGCAAAAUCAUACCGCCUAUGCCUGCGACGGGGAACAUCUGAGUCUGCACUGUCCUCGGCAUUCGACAAUAAGCAUUCAGUCAGCAUUUUACGGGCAAGACUACCAAAUGUGUGGCACACAGCAGCCUGAAGCCAGGAUGACAGAACCCAUAAACUGUGUGGCACCCACCUCCCUGCAGAAAGUACUGGAUGAAUGCCAAAACCUGAGAUCCUGCCAACUCCUUGUCAAUAGUCGGGUUUUCGGACCUGAUCUAUGUCCAGGGACCACUAAAUUCCUCCUUGUCUCCUUUAAAUGCAAACCUACUGAAUACAAAACCAAAUCGGCCUGUGAAAACCAGGAACUGAAGCUCCACUGUCAGGAGUCCAAGUUCCUCAUGAUCUACUCUGCCAUCUAUGGCAGGCGGGCACACGAAGAGAGCGUCUGCUCGGCCGAGGCGGAGCGCGUCCCCCCGUUCGACUGUUUGUCUUACACGGCGUUGGAAGUUUUAUCGAAAAGGUGUUACGGGAAACAGAGGUGCAAAAUUAUUGUCACUAGCCAGGAUUUUGGAAGUCCGUGUCUGCCUGGAGUGACAAAAUACCUUAACGUCAGCUAUGCAUGUGUUCCUAAAUUCAUCCUCACAGCUGUCAACCCCCUGGUCACUGACAACAAGUCUUCCGUGAAGCUGAACGACGGUGAGCAUGGUAUCGACAUUGAUCCAAAGGAAUCCAGACUUCCAAAGAAAGAUGGCACAAUUGUUAGCAACUCCUUGGCUACAUUUGCAUACAUUAGAGAUCACCCAGAAAGAGCUGCUCUACUGUUUGUGUCCAGCGUUUGUGUGGGAUUAAUCCUCACGCUCUGUGCCUUGGUGAUCCGCGUGUCCUGCUCUAAAGACUUCAAGAAAUUGCAAGGAAAGAGGGAGCACCUGGUGCCAGAAAGUGACGGAGCAGACGAGAUCAGUGAGAACGAGGAGGAGGACGACUCCUCCGAGUCAGAGCUUCAGGAUGAACUGGCAGAACUUUACAGACCUCCUUACUCAGGUUAUAACUCAGCAGAAGCAGCGGAUCUGGCUGAACGGAUCGAGCGCAGGGAACAGAUCAUGCAGGAAAUUUGGAUGAACAGUGGUUUGGAUAUGACACCACCUAGAAAUAUGAAUACAUUUUAUAUUAAUGAACAAUAAAUGGCUUAUUUUGGAUGACACCCUAGCCUUUUUUUUUUUUUUUUUUUGAAAAAGAAAUGUACCUUCUGUGAAGGAACAUUUGUAUCAGUACAUAUAAUUAUUUGUAAAGUAAGAAGAAAUAUAUGCAAUAAAAAGAGAGCUUCAAACCCUU
Anas platyrhynchos (mallard) is the source of this 1658-nucleotide messenger RNA. RefSeq names its product eva-1 homolog C (gene EVA1C). Gene Ontology annotation, molecular function: carbohydrate binding. NCBI's taxonomy places the organism in Eukaryota, Metazoa, Chordata, Aves, Anseriformes, Anatidae. The record is from RefSeq and is a predicted model, not a curated record.